GAAGACGUCAGCACUCAGCAGUUCAGCACUGACCCGUCGGCCGUCGCCCUCCCGGCUCGCAACCGCAUCUCUCUCGGCUUCUGGCCUCUUCCUAGUUCCUAACUACCACCGCCACCUCUACCACUGGCCUCAAUCUGCAAACCCUAGCCCUCGUCGCCGGCGGCCAUGGCCGAGACCGUCGACGACAAGGUCAGCUACUUUCAGGCCGUCACCGGCAUCUCCAACACGGACCUCUGCACGGAGAUCCUCGCCGCGCACAACUGGGACCUGCAGCUCGCGGUGUCCACCAUCACCGCCAACCCCUCCUCGCCCUCCGCUUCGGCCUCCACCUCCUCGCGUGACCCGGCCCCUUCCGCUCCGUUGGCGGUAGAUGCGGAGUACGUCGCGCCCCCGCCGCCGCUGCCGCUGCCGCUGCCGCCCCAGCAGCAGCCGGGGAUCGCGUGGAAGCUGGUGACGCUCCCCUUCCACGUGGUCUCGGGUGGGGUCGGCCUCGUCGCCGGCACGUUCCGCCUUGGCGCCUGGGUAGCCGGGGGCGUGCUGUCCCGCUCCCUCUCCCUCCUCGGCCUCGCGGGGCAAGCCGGCAGCGGUGACCGCCUGCUAGAGUUGCCGCCGUCAGCUGCCGAGGCGGCCGACUUCGUCGCUGAGUUCGAGCGCGAGUUCGGCGCUGGCCGCGGCCCGCGCUUCGUGGCCGAGGGGUUCGCUGAUGCGCUGAAGCGAGCGCAGCGGGAAUUCAAGCUUCUGUUCGUGUACCUCCACUCCCCUGAUCACCCGGAUACCCCUGCCUUCUGCGGUGGCUGCCUCUGCGCUGAACCCGUCGCGGCCUUUAUAGAUGAGAACUUCGUUGCCUGGGGCGGUAGCAUCAGAAGGACUGAAGGAUUCAAGAUGAGCAACAGCCUGAAUGCGUCGAGAUUUCCGUUUUGUGCUGUGGUCAUGGCUUCUACAAACCAGAGAAUCGUGCUAUUGCAGCAGGUUGAAGGGCCCAAAUCACCUGAAGAGAUGAUAACAGUUCUUCAACGUGUUGUUGAAGAAUGUGCUACAUCACUUGUUGCUGCUAGGAUUGAAGCUGAAGAGAGACUAAACAACCAGCGAUUGCGUGAGGAACAAGAUGCUGCUUACAGAGCUGCACUUGAAGCUGAUCAGGCCAGGGAACGUGAAAGGUUAGAGGAACUGAAAAGACGUGAAAGAGAGGCUGCAGAGGCUGAGAAAAAGCGUAAAGAAGAGGAGGAAGCUGUAGCAAGGGCAUCCCAAGAAGCAGCUGAGAAGGAAGCUGCUCUUGCAAGGAGGAGGCAAGAGAAGGCCAUGGCUCUUGGAGCUGAACCUGAGAAAGGACCAGGUGUUACUCGGGUUCUCAUAAGAUUCCCAACUGGAGAGCGCAGAGAGCGGAGAUUCUACAGUUCUGCAACCGUCGCUUCCCUCUAUGACUAUGUCGAUUCUCUAGACUGCAUGAAAGCGGAGAAGUACACCCUAGUUUCGAAUUUCCCACGCGUUACAUAUGGUCCAGAAAAGCAAUCCCUGACGCUGGAGGAAGCAGGCUUGCAUCUGCAGGCGAGCUUGUUUAUCGAGAUAGAACAAUGAUGCUGUAAGCUAAAGAAAAGCCGAAACUAAAGUACAGACGCUCCUUUUUCGAAGUUGUUCAGCGACAGUUAAGGAUUUCCAGAUGGUAAUACACCACAGGUGCAUGCUUCUUGUGUACUUUUGUCAUGAACUAAAAUUCGCUUCCACCAAUAUCAGUUGGCUGCAGCCAGGUCUUGUAAUAUGUUGUGUGACUUACGUUUCUCAGCCACUAUACUGCAGUGCUUCAGGGAGGUAGGCAAAACUGGAAGGCUUGUAGCCACACCGCCAUACAUAUGAUUUGCUCCCGUUGUCGUUGAGCAGCCGG
This is a messenger RNA of Zea mays, 1879 nucleotides long. RefSeq lists its product as uncharacterized. Gene Ontology annotation, biological process: ERAD pathway. The transcript has 4 exons. Lineage: Eukaryota; Viridiplantae; Streptophyta; Magnoliopsida; Poales; Poaceae. Gene Ontology annotation, cellular component: endoplasmic reticulum. The record is from RefSeq and is marked provisional. Gene Ontology annotation, molecular function: ubiquitin binding. The coding region runs from base 166 to 1575 and encodes 469 amino acids.